Molecule: messenger RNA, 15402 nt
Organism: Clupea harengus (Atlantic herring)
Lineage: Eukaryota; Metazoa; Chordata; Actinopteri; Clupeiformes; Clupeidae
Gene: lrp1ab
Product: low-density lipoprotein receptor-related protein 1-like
Cellular component (GO): signaling receptor complex; plasma membrane
Molecular function (GO): protein binding; calcium ion binding
Source: RefSeq, a predicted model, not a curated record
GGCGCUAGAACAGAGAAGCCGCCAACGCGUGCGCAGAGGAGGACUGCCGCGUUGAUGAAAUGGGUGACGUCAUAUAGCAGUUUACUGUGGAGCAGCUCUUGUACACCCUUCACUCAAAUUGGAACCACCAGCAUCUGAGGCGGUGGGGAAGAGAAGGGAUAAGCAGCGUUUGCUUUUUAAUUUUUUGUUUAUCCAACGGACCGUUUAGCACACUGUUGUCAGAGACGCUUAAAAGAUUGCCUUUUAUAUUUUUGUUUUAUUUUUUAUUUUUCUUCAUUGGAAUGGUUAGGUCACCCAAGUGACUAUAACAGAAUUUUAAAGGCAUUUUUAUUUUAUGGUAGCAUGCUGGGAAUGAACGCCCAACAACAUUCAUGACGGUGCCAUAGCACAACCCGUCGCCUUUCAAGGCUUCCAAAGCCUUUUAUCGAAAGAAAACAUUUAUGUUACUCAUACUCUUGCCUGAUUAGCUAACCUACCUCUGCUAGCCACUUGGAGUGGGUGCUGGAAGGCGCAAAGAAAGAAAUCUGAGCACGGUCCAUUUUUAGAGAUUCGGAUGAGGUGUUUGAAUCCAGAUUUUGAAUUGUAUCAUUUUAAUCAGCGCUCUCUGCAUAUCAACAAGUACUGGCAUAUUGCAUUUCAGAGAUGUGGGCAAUGAGAUUGCUUCUCCUUGGAUUUGUACUUAGUCUGGGGGUUAUCGCUCCUGCAAGAGCAAUUGAUGCCCCGAAGACCUGCAGCUCCAAGCAGUUUGUGUGCAAGGACCAGGUGACCUGCAUCUCCAAAGGAUGGCGCUGUGACGGGGAGAAGGACUGUCCAGAUGGCUCGGACGAGGCCCCAGAUAUCUGUCAUCACAGUCAUGUGUCACAGUGUCCUCCCAAUGAGUUUGACUGCAGGGGCACAGACGUGUGUAUCCACCUCAGCAAGCUGUGCGACGGGGUCCCAGACUGUUCCGACGGCCUUGACGAGGGGGCACACUGCCGAGAGCUCAGGCCCAACUGCACCACCCAUGGGUGCCAGUAUAAAUGUGCCAUCACCACGUCGGAGCCCAAAUGCUACUGUAAGAAUGGCUACGAGGUGGCAGAGGAUGGCAAGAUGUGCAAAGACUUUAAUGAGUGUGCAGUGUAUGGGACUUGUAGUCAGAACUGCACCAACCUGGACGGCUCCUACACCUGCAGCUGUGUGGAAGGCUAUCUGUCACAGCCAGACAAUCGCUCCUGCAAGGGCAAAAAUGAGCCGGUGGAGUGGCCGCCCCUGCUCCUCAUCGCCAACUCGCAGAGCAUCCAGGCCACGCACCUGAGCGGCCUCCAGCCCUUCUCCGUCCCCACCAAGCAGACCACGGCCAUGGACUUCGUCUUUGCCAACGAAACCGUCUGCUGGAUCCACAUGGGCGACGGCGCCGCCUCCACGCAGCUCAAGUGCGCCAAGAUCAACAACACCAAGAGCUUUACGGACAUCUACGUCGUCAACAUUUCCCUCAGUCUGCACCAUGUGGAGCAAAUGGCUAUUGACUGGCUAACGGGGAACUUUUACUUUGUGGACGACAUGGACGACCGCAUCUUCGUGUGCAGCAAAGACGGUUCCACCUGUGUCACCCUGCUGGACCAGGAGCUUUACAACCCCAAAGCCAUCGCCCUGGACCCGACCAUGGGCAAGGUGUUCUUCACCGACUACGGGCAGAUCCCUAAGGUGGAGCGCUGUGACAUGGACGGCCAGAUGAGGCCGCACACGAAACUGGUAGGACCACAAAGAAUCGUCUUCCCCCACGGCAUCACCCUGGACCUGGUCAGCCGCCUGGUGUACUGGGCCGACGCCUACCUGGACUACAUCGAGGUGGUGGACUAUGAGGGCAAGAACAGACACACCAUCAUUCAGGGCUUGCUGAUCGAGCACCUGUAUGGCCUGACUGUGUUUGAGAACUACCUGUAUGCCACCAACUCGGACAACGCCAACAUGCAGCCCAAGACCAGCGUCAUCCGCGUCAACCGCUUCAACCGGUCAGACUUCCAGGUGGUGACCCGGGUUGAUAAAGGAGGCGCCCUGCAUGUGUUCCACCAGAGACGCCAACCUACAGUGAGGAGUCACGCGUGUGCCCUUGAUCAGCACGGGAAGCCCGGCGGCUGCUCGGACAUGUGUCUGCUGGGGAACAGCCACAAGAUGCGCACCUGCCGCUGCCGCUCCGGCUUCAGCCUGGGCAGCGACAGCAAAUCCUGCAAGAAGCCCGACCACGAGCUGUUUCUGGUGUACGGGAAGGGCAGGCCAGGCAUCAUCCGUGGCAUGGACCUGAACGCCAAGGUGCCGGACGAGUACAUGAUCCCCAUUGAGAACCUGAUGAACCCACGGGCCCUGGACUUCCACGCCGAGUCCGAGUUCAUCUACUUCGCUGACGCCACCAACUACAUGAUCGGCCGUCAGAAGAUCGACGGCACAGAGAGAGACACUAUAAUUAAGCAAGGGAUCCACACGGUGGAGGGGAUCGCAGUGGACUGGAUGGGUAAGAACCUGUACUGGACAGACGACGGGCCCAAGAAGACCAUCAAUGUGGCGCGUCUGGAGAAGGCCUCUCAGACACGCAAGACCCUGAUUGAGGGUGGGAUGACUCACCCGCGAGCCAUUGUGGUGGACCCUCUGCAUGGCUGGAUGUACUGGACUGACUGGGAGGAGGAGCCGGCGGGGACCAACCGCGGCAGCAUCAAGAAGGCCUGGAUGGACGGCAAAAACGCCGGCGUCUUCCUCACCGGCAAGACGGUGCUGUGGCCCAACGGCCUCACGCUAGACAUCCCGGAAGGCAUCCUCUACUGGGUGGAUGCCUACUACGACCGCAUCGAGAUGGUCUUCCUCAACAACACAGAGCGCAAGACUGUGUAUGAUGGACCGGAGUUGACCCACGCCUUUGGCCUGAGCCACUACAAGAACUUCCUGUUCUGGAAUGAGUACCGAGGUGGAGGCAUCUACAAGGUAGAUCGGGACACCAAGAACGUUACCCUCUUGCGCAACGAGCGGCCGCCCAUCUAUGAGAUCCGCACUUAUGAUGCUCAACAGCAAACAGGUACCAACAAGUGUCGCGUGAACAAUGGCGGCUGUAGCAGCCUGUGUCUGGCCACUCCCGACGGCAAGACAUGUGGCUGUCCAGAUGACCAGAUCCUCGACUCCCAAAAUGUCACCUGCAAAGCCAACCCAUCCUACCAGCCGCCCCCUCAGUGUCAGCCCGGAGAGUUCGCCUGCAAGAACAACCGCUGUAUCCAGGAGCGCUGGAAGUGUGAUGGAGACAAUGACUGCCUGGACAACAGUGACGAGUCGCUGGACCUCUGCCAUCAGCACACCUGCCCUGCAGACCGCUUCAAGUGUGACAACAACCGCUGCAUCCCUCUGCGCUGGCUCUGCGAUGGAGACAACGACUGUGGCAAUGAUGAAGACGAGUCGAACACCACCUGCUCAGCUCGCACCUGCCCACCCAACCAGUUUGCCUGUGCCAGUGGGCGCUGCAUCCCCCAGUCUUGGACCUGUGACCUGGACGAUGACUGCGGCGAUCGCUCGGAUGAACCUGCCUCGUGUGCAUACCCUACCUGCUUCCCCCUCACCCAGUUCACCUGUAACAAUGGUCGCUGCAUCAACAUCAACUGGCGCUGUGACAAUGACAACGACUGUGGGGACAACAGUGAUGAGGCAGGCUGCACUCACUCCUGUUCGGGAGUGCAGUUUAAGUGCAACAGCGGCCGCUGCAUCCCAGAGUACUGGACUUGCGAUGGCGACAACGACUGCGCUGACCACAGUGACGAGACUCACGCCAACUGCACCAACCAAGCCACUCGGCCUCCUGGCGGCUGCCACACGGACGAGUUCCAGUGCCGCAUGGACGGCCUGUGCAUCCCCAUGCGCUGGCGCUGCGACGGGGACACCGACUGCAUGGACCUGAGCGACGAGAAGAACUGCGAGGGCGUCACGCACAUGUGUGACCCGGCCGUCAAGUUUGGCUGCAAAGACUCGGCUCGCUGCAUCAGUAAGGCUUGGGUAUGUGAUGGAGACAGUGAUUGCGAGGACAACUCGGAUGAGGAAAACUGUGAGCCGCUGGGCUGCACGGCGUCUCAUCACGUAGCGUGUGCCAACAAUGACACCAUCUGCCUGCCCCCUGAACAGCUGUGUGAUGGCCACGAUGACUGCCCUGAUGGCUCUGACGAGGAGCUCUGUGAUCUGUGUUUGAAAAGUGGGUGCAGUCACAACUGCAGCAUAGCUCCCGGGGAGGGCAUCAUGUGCCUGUGCCCGGUGGGCAUGGAGGUGGGCCCGGACAACAAGACGUGUCAGAUCCAGAGCUUCUGCGCCAAGCACCUCAAGUGCAGCCAGCGCUGCAUCCAGGACAAGUUCAGCGUCAAGUGUGCCUGCUACGAGGGCUGGGCCCUGGACACAGACAAGGAGAGCUGCUACAGCACAGACCCGUUCAAGCCCUUCAUCAUCUUCUCCAACCGGCACGAGAUCCGACGCAUCGACCUGCACAAGGGCGAGUUCAGCGUGCUGGUGCCGGGCCUGAGGAACACCAUCGCCUUGGACUUCCACUUCAACGAGAGCAUGCUGUACUGGACCGACGUGGUGGAGGACAAGAUCUACCGCGGCACGCUGACCGACAACGGCGCCCUCACCAGUUUUGAGGUGGUGAUCCAGUACGGCCUGGCGACACCUGAGGGUCUGGCCGUGGACUGGAUCGCUGGGAACAUCUACUGGGUGGAGAGUAACCUGGACCAGAUCGAGGUGGCCAAGCUGGACGGCACCAUGAGGACCACCCUACUCGCAGGGGAGGUGGAGCACCCCCGUGCCAUCGCCCUCGACCCCCGAGAAGGGAUUCUCUUCUGGACAGACUGGGAUGCUAGCUCCCCCAGGAUAGAGGCCGCCUCGAUGAGUGGCGUGGGCCGACGCACCAUCCACAGGGAGACAGGAAAUGGAGGAUGGCCCAAUGGACUCACGGUGGAUUACCUAGAGAGACGCAUCUUAUGGAUCGAUGCAAGGUCAGACGCCAUCUACUCAGCCUCCUACGACGGUUCCGGGCUGAUCGAGGUCCUCCGGGGACACGAGUACCUGUCGCACCCGUUCGCCGUCACCAUGUACGGGGGCGAGGUCUACUGGACCGACUGGCGCACCAACACGCUGGCCAAGGCCAACAAGUGGACUGGCCACGACGUGACUGUGGUCCAGCGCACCAACACGCAGCCCUUUGACCUGCAGGUGUACCACCCAUCCAGACAGCCUCAAGCUCCAAACCCAUGUGCUGCUAAUGGUGGCCGAGGGCCCUGCACUCACCUGUGCCUCAUCAACUACAACCAGACCUUCUCCUGCGCCUGCCCUCACCUCAUGAAGCUCCAACCGGACAAACAGACCUGCUUCGAGUCACGUCAGUUCCUGCUGUACGCCAGGCAGAUCGAGAUCAGAGGGGUGGACCUCGACAACCCGUAUUACAACUACAUCAUCUCCUUCACCGUGCCCGACAUCGAUAACGUCACGGUGGUGGACUACGACGCUAUGGAGCAGAGGAUCUACUGGUCGGACGUGCGCACCCAGACCAUCAAGAGAGCCUUCAUCAAUGGCACCGGUGUAGAAACGGUGGUUUCAGCCGACCUGCCCAAUGCCCAGGGCCUGGCAGUGGACUGGGUGUCCAGGAACCUGUUCUGGACGAGCUACGACGCCAACAAGAAGCAGAUCAAUGUGGCCCGGCUGGACGGCUCCUUCAAGAACGCCGUCAUCCAAGGCCUUGACAAGCCCCACUGUCUGGUGCUGCACCCCAUCCUAGGGAAACUAUACUGGACAGAUGGUAACACCAUCAACAUGGCCAACAUGGACGGCUCCAACAUGACCAUCCUCUUCUCCAAUCAGAAGGCGCCUGUUGGUCUGUCCAUUGACUUUGAUGAGGAGUGUCUGUACUGGGUCAGCUCCGGGAACAGCACCAUUAACCGCUGCAAGCUGGAUGGGUCCGAGCUGGAGGUACUGGAGGCUGCCAAGGGCAAGCUGACUAAAGCCACCGCACUGGCCAUCAUGGGUGAUAAGCUGUGGUGGGCUGAUCACGGCUCUGAUCAGGUGGGCACCUGCAACAAGAGCGACGGGGGAGACUGGAAGAUUCUGAGAAACAACACCUCCCCUAUGAUGCAUAUGAAGAUCUACAAUGAGACCGUGCAGAAAGGUGGUGUCAACCUGUGCAGUAACAACAAUGGCGGCUGCUCCCAGCUCUGUCUCCCCACGUCCAAAACCACCCGAGCCUGCAUGUGCACCGCUGGCUACAGCCUCAAGAGUGGGCAGCAGUCCUGUGAAGGCAUGGGUUCCUUCCUCCUGUAUUCGGUGCAUGAGGGCAUCAGGGGCAUCCCUCUGGACCCCUCCGAUAAAUCGGACGCGUUGGUGCCUGUGGCUGGCACCUCUCUGGCAGUGGGCAUCGACUUCCAUGCGGAGAAUGACACCAUCUACUGGGUGGACAUGGGUAUGAGCACCAUCAGCCGGGCCAAGCGAGACCAGACCUGGAGGGAAGAGGUGGUGACCAACGGCAUCGGCCGAGUGGAGGGCAUCACCGUGGACUGGAUCGCAGGCAACAUCUACUGGACAGACCAGGGCUUUGACGUUAUUGAGGUGGCUCGGCUCAACGGUUCCUUCCGUUAUGUGGUGAUCUCCCAGGGCCUGGAUAAGCCCCGCGCCAUCGCCGUGCACCCUGCCAAAGGUUAUCUGUUCUGGACAGAGUGGGGGCAGUACCCGCGUAUUGAGCGCUCCCGUCUGGACGGCUCAGAAAGGGCGGUGCUGGUGAAUGUCAGCAUCAGCUGGCCCAACGGUAUCUCCAUAGAUUACCCGGAUGGCAAGCUGUAUUGGUGUGACGCUCGUACAGACAAGAUUGAGCGCAUUGACCUUGAGACUGGUGAGAACCGUGAGAUGGUUCUCAGCACUAACAACAUGGACAUGUUUGCCGUCUCCGUGUUUGAGGACUACAUCUACUGGAGUGACAGAACCCAUGCCAAUGGCUCCAUCAAGAGGGGUCACAAAGACAACGCCACGGAGUCCAUGUACCUGAGGACUGGCAUCGGCGUCCAGCUGAAAGACAUCAAAGUCUUCAACCGUGCCAGGCAACAAGGAACCAAUGUGUGUCGGGACAAGAACGGCGGCUGCCAACAGCUGUGCCUGUUCCGCGGCGGCGACCAGCGCACGUGCGCGUGUGCCCACGGCAUGCUGGCGGAGGACGGGCGAAGCUGCCGCGACUACGAGGGCUACCUGCUCUACUCGGAGCGCACCAUCCUCAAGAGCAUCCACCUGUCGGACGAGACCAACCUCAACGCGCCCAUAAAGCCCUUCGAGGACCCCGAGCACAUGAAGAAUGUCAUCGCGCUGGCCUUCGACUACCGCGGGGGCGCCAGCGGCCAGGGAGGCCAGAGGCAGAACAACCGCAUCUUCUUCAGCGACAUCCACUUUGGCAACAUCCAGCAGAUCGACGACGACGGGACAGGCCGCAGGACACUUGUGGAGAACGUUGGCUCGGUCGAGGGUCUAGCGUAUCACCGCGCCUGGGACACGCUCUACUGGACCAGUUACACUACCUCAACCAUCGUCCGCCACACGGUGGACCAGGAACGGCCCGGGGCGUUCACGCGGGACACCGUGGUCACCAUGUCCAACGACGACCACCCGCGAGCGUUUGUGCUGGACGAGUGUCAGAAUUUGAUGUUCUGGACCAACUGGAAUGAGCAGUCGCCCAGUAUCAUGCGGUCAUCACUGGGGGGUGCUAACGUGCUGGUGAUCAUUGGCACGGACAUCCGCACCCCCAACGGCCUGGCCAUCGACCACCGCGCCGAGAAGCUGUACUUCAGCGAUGCCACACUGGACAAGAUCGAGCGCUGUGAAUAUGAUGGCAGCCACCGCAUUGUGGUGCUGAAGAACGAGCCGGUGCAUCCGUUCGGUCUGGCGGUGUAUGCGGACUACAUCUUCUGGACUGACUGGGUGCGGCGGGCGGUGCUGCGGGCAGACACAGACGGCAGGGACCUGAAGGUGCUGCGGGCAGACAUCCCUCAGCAGCCCAUGGGCAUCGUCGCCGUGGCCAACGACACCAACGGCUGUAAGUCUCUCUCACUCCACACACACACACACACACACACACACACACACCACUGUGUGUGUGUGUGUGUGUGUGUGUGUGUGUGUGUGGUUCUUGCCACAGUUACUAAGACGUGCAGUCCAGAGACGUUCCAGUGCCCGGGCUCGUACUUGUGUGUGCCGCAGCGCUGGAAGUGUGAUGGAGACCGUGACUGUCCUGACGGAGCUGACGAGAGCAUCAGGGCCGGCUGCACCUAUAACAACACGUGCGAUGAGAAUGAGUUCAUGUGCCAGGACAAGCAGUGCAUCCCCAAGCAGUUUGUGUGUGACCAUGACCUGGACUGCCACGAUGGCUCAGAUGAGUCUCCAGAGUGCGAGUACUCCACGUGUGGCCCCGACGAGUUCCGCUGUGCUAACGGCCGCUGCCUGAAGCAGAAGAGCUGGGAGUGUGACGGAGAGUUUGAUUGCCACGACAGGUCGGACGAGGCCCCUAAGAACCCCCACUGCACUGACACAGGAAAGAGCUGCAAUGACACAGCCUUCAUGUGCAACAACAAGAAGUGCGUGAACGAGACGCUGCUGUGCGACAACAAGGAUGACUGUGGCGACGGCUCAGACGAGCUCAAAUGCAACGUCAACGAAUGCUUCAUCUCCCGCCUCAGCGGAUGCUCCCAGCUCUGUGAAGACCUCAAGAUCGGCUUCAAGUGCCGCUGUCAGCCAGGCUUCCGGCUCAAGGACGACGGGAAGACAUGUGUGGACAUAGACGAGUGCACGACCAGCUACCCCUGCACCCAACGCUGCGUCAACACCCACGGCAGCUUCCACUGCCUGUGUGUGGAGGGCUUCCAGCUCAAGCCUGAAGACCCCACCAUCUGCAAAUCCACCUCAGACGAGGAGCCCUUCCUGAUCUUUGCCAACCGCUACUACCUGCGCAAGCUCAACCUGAACGGCUCCAACUACACGCUCAUCAAGCAGGGUCUGAACAACGCUGUAGCGUUGGACUUCCACUACGCUGAGAACAUGAUCUACUGGACAGACGUGACCACACAGGGCAGCAUGAUCCGCCGCAUGCCUAUCAACGACAGUGACAACGUGCAGGUGCUGCACCGGACCUCGUUGAGCAACCCUGACGGUCUGGCCGUGGACUGGGUCGGGGGAAACCUCUACUGGUGCGAUAAAGGGCGGGACACCAUUGAGGUGUCCAAGCUGAACGGCGCGUACCGCACAGUACUGGUCAACAAUGGCCUCAAGGAGCCCAGAGCCGUGGCCGUGGACGUUCGCAAUGGGUACCUGUACUGGUCAGACUGGGGUGACAACCCCCAUAUCGGCCGCAUCGGGAUGGACGCCACCAACCGCAGCGUCAUUGUCCAGGAUCGCAUCACCUGGCCCAACGGCCUCACGCUGGACUUCAUCAACGACCGCAUCUACUGGGCCGACGCCCGCGAGGACUACAUCGAGUUCGCCAGCCUGGACGGCACCAACCGACACAUUGUGCUGACCCAGGACAUCCCCCACAUCUUCGCCAUGACUCUGUUUGAGGAGUACAUCUACUGGACCGACUGGGAGACCAAGUCCAUCAACAGAGCGCACAAGACCCAGGGCACCAACAAGACCAUGCUGAUAAGCACUCUCCACCGGCCCAUGGACAUCCACAUAUAUCACCCCUACAGACAACCAGAGGUGAAGGGCCACCCGUGCCAGGUGGAGAAUGGCGGCUGCAGUAACCUGUGUCUCCUCUCCCCUGGAGGCGGCUACAAGUGCGCCUGCCCCACCAACUUCUACCUGUCCGCAGACGGACGCCAGUGCAUGUCCAACUGCACCGCCAGCCAGUUUGUGUGCAAGAACGACAAGUGCAUUCCUUUCUGGUGGAAGUGUGACACUGAGGAUGACUGUGGAGAUCGUUCAGAUGAGCCUGCUGACUGUCCUGCAUUUAAAUGCCGUCCGGGUCAGUUCCAGUGUGGCACAGGCAUCUGCACAAACCCCGCCUACAUCUGUGACGGGGACAAUGACUGCCAGGACAACUCAGACGAGGCCAACUGUGACAUCCACGUGUGUCUGCCGAGCCAGUUCAAGUGCUCCCAGCCCAGUCGCUGCAUCCCCGGUAUCUUCCGCUGCAACGGCCAGAGCAACUGUGCCAACGGGGAGGAUGAGAAAGACUGCCCUGAGGUGACGUGCGCUCCUAACCAGUUCCAGUGUGCCAUCACCAAGCGCUGCAUCCCGCGGGUCUGGGUGUGCGACCGCGACAACGACUGUGUGGACGGCUCAGACGAACCUGCCAACUGCACUCAAAUGACGUGUGGGGUGGAUGAGUUCCGCUGCAAGGACUCGGGCCGCUGCAUCCCAGCGCGCUGGAAGUGUGACGGAGAGGACGACUGCAGCGACGCAUCAGACGAGCCCAAAGAGGAGUGUGACGAGAGGACGUGUGAGCCCUACCAGUUCCGCUGCAAGAACAACCGCUGUGUCCCCGGCCGCUGGCAGUGCGACUACGACAACGACUGUGGAGACAACUCGGACGAAGAAAAGUGUGUGCCCCGGCAGUGCUCUGAGAGUGAGUUUUCCUGCACGAACGGCCGCUGCAUCGCUGGCAGGUGGAGGUGUGAUGGAGAUCAUGACUGCGCAGACGGCUCAGAUGAGGUUGGCUGUGAACCGAAAUGCGACAGCGACCAGUUCCAGUGCAAGAACGGCCACUGCAUCCCCCUGCGCUGGCGCUGUGACAUGGAUGCAGACUGCAUGGACAGCAGUGACGAGGAGAAGUGCAACAGCACCAUGGCGAGACAGUGCCCCCUGGAUGAGUUCCAGUGUAAUAACACCCUCUGCAAGCCUCUGGCCUGGAAGUGUGACGGUGAGGACGACUGCGGGGACAACUCCGACGAGAACCCCGAGGAGUGCAGAAACUUCCAGUGCCCACCUACCAGAAGCUUCCGCUGCCACAACGACCGAGUGUGCAUGAGACUCAGCAAGCGCUGUGACGGAGUGGACAACUGCGGAGACAACUCGGACGAGUUAAACUGCAGCAAUAAGAAAGGGUCGUCCUGUGACAAGCACAUGUUCCGCUGUAGCGACGGCAAGUGCAUCAGCUCAAACCUGCGCUGCAACUUCUUCAAUGACUGUGAGGACUACGGCUCGGACGAGGUCAACUGCACAAAGGAGAAAGACACUGUGGUUAAUGACUGUAAGAGCAACACGACGCGGUGUGGGGAUGGAGACGAGGCCCACUGCGUGACCAAUGGCACCGACUCCUUCUGCUCCUGCAAACCCGGUUUCCACACAGUGGCACCCAACAUCUGCAACGACACAAAUGAAUGCUUGCGGUUUGGAGCGUGCUCGCAGAUCUGUAACAACACCAAGGGCUCUCACAAGUGCAGCUGCUAUAAACACUUCAUCAAGAGCAACGACACAUGCAAGGUUGAUGGCCCCAUCGACCAGGUCCUCUACAUCGCCGACGACAACGAGAUCCGCAGCCUGGACCCGGGCGUGCCCAACUGGGUGUACGAGCAGACCUUCCAGGGCGACGCCAACGUGCGCAUCGAGUCCAUGGACGUGCACAUCAAGACCAACCGCAUCUUCUGGACCAACUGGCACACGAGCAGCAUCUCCUCCUACGAGCUGCCUUCCUCCACCUCCGGGCCCUCGUCCAACUCCCACCGCCACCGACGCGAGGGCACCGUCUCCAACCUGCAGAUCGCAGACCUGAAAAUGCCACGGGGUAUUGCAGUAGACUGGGUGGCCGGCAACCUCUACUGGACCGACUCGGGUCGGGACGUGAUCGAGGUGGCCCAGAUCUCCGGCCAGCACCGCAAGACCCUCAUCUCGGGCAUGAUCGAUGAGCCCUACGCCAUCGUGGUGGACCCCCAGAGAGGGAGAAUGUACUGGACUGACUGGGGCAAUCACCCCAAGAUUGAGACGGCAGCUAUGGACGGGACGCUGAGACAGACCCUGGUCCAGGAGAAUAUCCAGUGGCCAACAGGCCUGGCGGUGGAUUACUUCAAUGAGCGACUCUACUGGGCUGAUGCCAAGCUCUCGGUCAUCGGCAGUGUCCGACUAGAUGGAUCAGACCCCGUUGUCGCCGUCUCUCGCAUCAAAAACAAUCUGCUGCACCCGUUCAGCAUUGACGUGUUUGAGGACCACAUCUACGGCGUGACCUACAUCAACAACUUUGUCUUCCGAGUGAACAAGUUUGGCAAGGGCACCAUGGAGAACCUGACCACAGGCAUCAACCACGCCACUGACAUCGUCCUCUUCCACCGCUACAAACAGCCUGAGAUACCCAACCCGUGUGACAGGAAGAAGUGUGAGUGGCUGUGUCUUCUCAGCUCCACUGGUCCGGUGUGCACCUGUCCCAACAACCACGUCCAGGACAAUGGCACCUGUGUGGAGGUCCCUCCGCCAACUCCACUGCCAAGCCCCGGCACCUGUAACCUGCAGUGCCUGAAUGGAGGCAGCUGCUUCCUGAACGCCCACAACCAGCCCAAGUGCCGCUGCCAGACCAGCUACAGUGGCGAGCGCUGUGAGGUCAACCAGUGCAGGGACUACUGCAAGAAUGGAGGCACUUGCUCACCCUCUCCCUCAGGUGCUCCUACCUGUCGUUGUCUGAUGGGCUUCACGGGCCCUAACUGUAACCUGCAGACGUGUAAGGACUACUGCCAAAACCAGGGCAACUGCACCGUCAACCAGGGCAACCAGCCCAUCUGCCGAUGCCCCCCAGAGUUCCUGGGCGACAUGUGCCAGUACAGUAAAUGUGAAGGCUUCUGUGAAAACGGUGGCACGUGCAUGCAGUCGGCCAACGGGACGCGGCAGUGCCGCUGCCCACCCACGUUCCACGGGCAGCGCUGUGAGCUGGACCGCUGCCAGUACUGCGGCGCUGGAGAGUGCAUCACCGCAGCCUCAGGAGAGCCGGCCUGCAGGUGUUCCGGCGGGGUCGUCCAGCCCAGCUGCUUUAGCUGUGAGGAGUUCUGCAGCAAUGGCCAGUGCUCCGUCGACACACGCACACUGCUUCCUCAGUGCAGGUGUCAGGAGGGAUGGGGUGGCUUCCGUUGUCUGACGGUGUCUCCUGUGGAAGGCCCCGACAGCCAAACCAGCACUUCUUCUAUUGUCAUCCCAGUUCUCCUGCUGCUCCUACUGGCGCUGCUGGUGGUUGGCGCCAUCUUGUGGUACAAGAAGAGAAUGCGAGGUGCCAAGGGGUUCCAGCACCAGAGGAUGACCAAUGGGGCGAUGAAUGUAGAGAUCGGGAACCCAGCCUACAAGAUCUACGAGGGAGAUCCAGAUGAUGAUGCAGGGGAGCUUCUGGAUUCUGAGUUCUCACUGGAUCCAGAUAAGCCCACCAACUUCACCAAUCCAGUGUACGCCACGCUCUACAUGGGCGCCCACAACAGCCGCAACUCGCUGGCCAGCACCGACGAGAAGAAAGAGCUGCUCUCCACGACGGACGACGACAUGGGAGACCCAUUAGCGUAGAGGCUAAUUGCUAACAGCCGCGGCGCUGCUCCGCAAACAAACCUCCUUCCCACCCCCCCACCCCCCAACCCCCACCCACUUCGUUUAUUGCCUUUUACAAAACAGGAAAAGAAGCAGCAACCACAGUAACAAUGAGAGAACACUGUACAAAAUGUAUAAAAAAGGAGGAAAAAAGAGAAAGGAAAAAAAGAGAUGAAGGACUACUUUUGUAUGUGAUUGCAGUAUUAUAUUUUAUUCUAUGAGGAAAUUCUUCUGGCGAACAGAAAGAAAACUGAACAUUUUCUAUACUUUUUUUAUUUUUUACUUUUUUUUUUUUUGCUCACCAACUUGCUAUUCAACCUAACUUCUGCCAAUUCCCAACAUCCCCUUCAUGUAGCCACUACCUCUGUGCAAAUAUAAAAUAUGAACAACGACAACAGCAUUGGAAUUACUUUCUUUUUAUUUCUUUUCAACUUUAUUUUUGUAUGAAUUGUAUAAACGCCAUUGUUCCAUUUCGAAAAAGAAAAUUGCCAAGUGUUUUGUGAACAAAUGUAAGUGGGAUGGGGCGAGCCACAGGCGCGUAGAAACUGGCCCAGAGUCAGUCUGAUCCCCCCCCCCCCGGAAUGCUUUCAAUGCUGCUGAAUGUUUAGAUGCAGAGGUAGGAUGUGUCUGUGUGAAAGUGUGUGUGAGGGGAGGGGGGGCAAAAUGAGUGAGAGGCAGUGGGCCGGCAUCUUUACUUCCAUACUCAUAGCUCAGAGAAUUUGGUUUAAAGUGAUUGUUUUUUUUCUUCUUGCACAGAUUUGAAUUUAUAUGUAUAUUUACAUAUAUAUAUAUAUAUAUAUAUAUAUAUAUAAACCUAGUGUCUUGAAAAUACAACUAGGGAUUCAAAAAUCCAUAAAAAAUAGCAGUAUGUAUUGGUUUUGCUUUAAUACUCUCUUCAAAGUUAUUUUAGAGAUAAACAAAUGAAUGGAUACUGUUAGGACUGAAUGGAUAGAUGGACUCAUGAAUGGCGCUAGUUGGGUGAAGAUGAGAACAUUCCAGGGUUGUUUGUUCGUUUGCUUGUUUUAUCUGUGGCCUUGGUUUUCGGAAUGUUGAAUGUUUUUAGGACCGCUUGGAUCGACUGGGACUCUCCUAGUAGCAUUUGAGGGAAAUGCUGAGAUGAUUGACAGAAGGCACAAAACAAAGGAAAGUGAUUGUCAAGCUUUUGCCUCUCUCAGGCGCUCUCAAUGUGUGUUCAGGUUAAGGCUGGGAAGCUCUCCCUUGUCACUUCGACUAGGAAUUGUCUCAUCGUAUUGAAUUUCCAUUACAUUUGUAAGUGUACCCCAUGGAGGCAUGGGGUUGUACUGAGAGAGCAAAGCUGUCGCAUUAAUAAACAAAAUUAAAGCUGUGUUUUUUUUUUUUUUAGUUUUUUUUUCUACUUGGGUACAAAGUUAACAGGUGACCGUCUUUGUCAGCCAGUGCUACCUAGGAGGCUUUAUGUUUGAUGCUGACGUACCUGUGCGAGUCCAGCCCUCCUUCUCUUGAUUAGCAUUCCCACUAGCACACAUAUUAAUGCUACGCCUUGCUGCUAACAGCACCAUUUGUCUGCCUGAUCCAUUGACAAGCUCAGCCGACAGCUUGUUACUGGGCUGCUGCUUCUAAUGGAUGUGACUAGCCAUAACUGCCAUAUGUUAAUGCAUGUAACACGAAAAAAAGAAGAAAAAAAAAACAAUACAGACAAAAUGUACAUGUAAAUCCCUCCCGCUUUUAUUGGACACGUUUUUAACAGUAUUCACAUGUCUGUAUCAAUGUCCUCAUUUCUGUGACGUUGCUCUGUUCAUUUUUUUUUGGUUGUUUUGUUAUGGGUUUUUUUUUUUUUGAUCAGAUGAAUUAGUACAAUCAUUUUACUUUCUCAAAGGUUAAAAUAAGACACUUUUACAAAAACCUCAA